This is a messenger RNA of Armigeres subalbatus, 8079 nucleotides long. RefSeq names its product collagen alpha-1(XVIII) chain (gene Mp). Gene Ontology annotation, molecular function: extracellular matrix structural constituent conferring tensile strength. The transcript is spliced from 24 exons. Gene Ontology annotation, biological process: extracellular matrix organization. Bases 3168 to 6026 code for a protein of 952 amino acids. The record is from RefSeq and is a predicted model, not a curated record. Lineage: Eukaryota; Metazoa; Arthropoda; Insecta; Diptera; Culicidae.
AGUUACACGUUUUUCCGGCAAAGCCGCGUUAUUCCAUUAGCAGCAGCACCAGCAGCAGCAUCCGUCGUCGUCGAGUAAAACCACGUCGUUCGCCGCCGUUGCGUACCUCCAUCGCCGCUCUUGGGGGAGGCUGUGUUGUUCGUCGUCGGAAGACCGCAGCAUCAAUCCAUCCCGAAAACCAAUCGAUACGGAAUUCAAUUUCGGCUCGGUCGUCAUCAAUCGUGAAGCGUCGCGGCGUGUGAAGAGUCCUGACACGUUCAGGACGUCGUCGUCGGUGUUUUUUUUUCUCGCGCGAAAGGAUGAACGUCGUCGUCGGGAUGUCCGUGGAAUAUCGCCGCUGGGAUGCACUUUCCUAGACUUUUACAGUGGAGUAAAAUUUCCAGCAACAUAACACAUAUCGGAACUGAAAAGUUUGUCAUAUCGGAGGAAAAGUUUUAAAGCAGUUUUUUUCCUCACGGGAAAAUUGAAGAAUUUCCACAUAUCAAAAGUAUCUGUCGGUCGAAGUUGCCACAACAACAUACACUUGAAGUGGUCUCGGAAGGGAUCUGGUGAAGAACAAGUUGUCCCUCUUCAGUUGUAGAGUGGAAUCCGUUGGUUUGUUUUGGAAGUCGAGUGGGUUGUUUCUCACACCACCUACUCGUUUUCACCGGUCGAGUAAAAAAUAUAUCGUUAACAAAUUGAACGGCAUGCGUGUGCCGCCAACCAGUGAAGUGUUGUGUAUUCGAAGCUUAUUUCUGUCUGAGGAAAUAUGAAACCAAAUUAGAACCGCUUAGUUCUUACGAUCGGUUGUCACGCUCGGAAGUGUUGUGAUUCCCAAGUGCCGUGUCCUGCUGCCCACUGUUUGACUGUACGGUGGAACCUUUCCCAAUAGCAGCGCGCGGUGCGGUGGUAGACUGAUAGGCGACCCGGCUUUUCGCGGCUGCUGACACUACCCAGAAACCACCCCCAGCAAACAAAAGGAUCCAGGUCAAGAGUGCAUGUCGUACUGCAGCAGAAUCAGAAGCAACAUACUGCAGGCGACAGCAGCUGGGAAUUACCAUCGCAUCCCCCCACUCAGUGCAAUAACAACAAACAGUGUGUUAGCUUCCAGCAGAAUGUGACUUUCGGUGCUUUGAGUACUCCGACUGGCGGGAAUCGAAACGAAUAUUGAAUUACUUGGCGCGGCCGGGAAACAAGUGCUCACACGUGACCUGAAUCAAUCGCGCGAUCUGCGGUGUUUGGUAAACAAAUCCAACUCCAGGGACGCAGGGAGCAGCGCCCAAACAUAGUGAAGUGGUUCGUUUAUUCGGUUUGUUCUGGCGGAGGAUUACACAUGCACGUCGAUUCCGGUUGGGGCCGGAUCUGAAAGUUUUUCUGAUUGCGAGAAGGGGAAACGUGAAGUGGCUGCAAUAAAUCAUUCCGGCUCGAAUGGCCGGCUUGUGAAGCGGAGAGUCGAAUAUAGAACGAACACCGCUAGGGGGCGGAACAGCUGAUUUCGGUAAAUUAUAACGCCCCGAAAAAAAAACGCCCAUCCAACGGGCAACUGAACCUGCAUAAAAUUCCAUCGUCACUGUCGACGUCAGCGCUUUCUUCCCGUUUUGAGCCGAAAAACCCCGUCAAAUGAAUCAUUGAAGCGUGAGCCAAAAAUAACAGGCCCCAAACAGGGGAAGAAAGAAGGACGAACCGAAAAACGUGACCAAAAUUUGAUACUGAAACACAGUAACUAGACCGAGGAAAAGGAGGCAAAAAGACUCGCCGCCGUUGGUUGGAGAUUCCCGAAGAUAAUUAGCAUAAUUGAAUAAGUGUCGAGCCCCGGCUGGAACUGGUUGCAGCUUACUCGAAAGAAAUCUCGGCCGGGACGUCGAUGAUUAGUUGCUGUGUUAUUGAUUUUACCGAAGGACUAAGUCAAAUACGGAUUUAAAGGACUACGAUGUGAGGCCGGCAAAGGAAAGGCGAAAAUCAAUACGUUCUGUGAUAUUGUUGGAUGCCGAUGUGAAAUUCUAUAUGAGUGUACUGAAGAAAAACGUGGGAAAAGUUUUAAUUGCUGAAGUUUCCGCUCAUGCAGGAGUCAAUUAAAUGAAGGUUGAAUGAAUAAAAGUUUUUUAAUGGGCAUAAAAUUCAAAAUCGUUAAAUUUUAACAGUUUUUAGGAGAGCUUAUUUUGAGUCUGGAGUGAAAUUUAAAUAUUUUAGAACUGGCAAAGCCGCACACUUAUAGUAAAGUCUGUGAAGUUUUAAUCUUCCGUUACUAAUAGUAAGAGAUUUAUCACUGAAAUGACCUACCGAAAACAUAAAGAAACCUAAUUAAAUAAUUAAGCGAUUACCAUCAGGAUCUCCGCUGCACAACCAAGAAAGGUGCCCCGAAAACAGUCAACCCUAAUUGGGUUCCCUCCUUAGACUAUUGUUACCUAGUUUAUGCAUGUAGGCACUAAAUUAAACUAGAGAAAAAGAAAAGUGUACGUUCAUUAAUCAGACAACUCCUCCUCGCCUAACUUUCGCCCGGAGCGCCCGGAUUUAGGCAACAUAAAGUGCAAACGACCCGAAGAAAAAGUGUUAUUACUUCAUGGCACGAAAAGCUUAAUCGGUUCGACGAGUACCAACCAUCCGAGAGUGAAGUUCUCUCCCCCCUCCGUGCACCUCGUGGUCACGAAAGUGAGCCGAAAGUGAUUGAAUAUUCCAGCCGUGCCAUCUAGGGGAAAAAAAAGUUAGUGAAAAAUUGCUGCGCCUACUCAUGGGCAACCAGCUGUGCAGCGCCUUUGUGUAUGCCGCCGUGUCCCGCGUUGUUUGAUCGCUUCCCAUCAAUUCUGCGUCCGGAAAGUAAAAUAUACAUAUCCGGAUUUCUGACCCCGACCCGCUCUCCCUGCCCACGGAAAGUUCGAAAUAAAAGUUUACUCGUCACAUUGCUCCGCGUUGAAUAAAUAAAAUUGAUGCCUAUUUGCUUUAUCAAUUGAUGAAUAAUUGCGGAAUAAAUUUUCGCGUAACGCAUCGUUGGUGGUCGAAAAGUUGAAAAAUCGCCGGUGCAAGUGUCAGACAGUCAGAUUAAUCAAUUAAAGUGCAAUAUUUUUGGAUCGUGAUCCGUGUCCCUCGUGCGCUCGAUAAUUAAACCCAAAACCCCACACGCAGGCGAUUAAUUGCAAAAUUGUUUGCCGUGUGAGUGAGCGGAGCUUGCCCAACCGAAUCGACGCAGCAGCAUGGCGAUGGUAGUGUCGGGCCGGGCCAAGGCCGUCAUAGCGGCCUUCGUGUGCUUCUUUCUGCUCGGGAUCGUUCUGGUGACCGGUUCGACCCGCGGUUGGUUCGUUCCGGUGCGGUACCAUAACGAGCGGGUCGCCGCCAGGAUACAGUCUAGUGGAGACGAUGAUGAUUCGUUCGAUCUGCCGAUGAUUUCACCACCCCCACCGGAGUACGGCUACCGGUCCAAGGGCGAGAAGGGCGAGCGAGGGCCCAAGGGGCCACCAGGCGAUGCUAUACGAGGGCCUCCGGGACCACCGGGUCCCCAUGGUCCGCCAGGACCUCCGGGGCCACCCGGGGCUGCCGGUCCCAGAGGGCCCGGUUUACUCGACGAAGGAUCCGGCGACGAUGCGAAGAGAUUAUCCCAGCUCUUCGACCUGCCGACCAGCAAUUUCCUCAAUAAGUGCUACUGCAACGUAACCGAAGUCAUAGAGGAUUUAAAACGUGACAUCACCCUUCGCGAGUACCUUCGUGGUCCCGAAGGACCACAAGGUCGCGAGGGAAAAACAGGCACACCGGGACUGACCGGAGCAACAGGACCCCCCGGUGAACGGGGUGUUGGCGGUCAGAAGGGAGACAAAGGAGACCGAGGAGAGCCUGGAUUACCCGGAGUGGAGGGUAUCCAGGGUAGCAAAGGUGAACCCGGCUUGGAUGGCAUGCCGGGUCCAGCCGGACUACCUGGUACUCCAGGACCUCCGGGUAUCCCAGAGAAUUUCGAUAUGAGUUGGAAUCCAUCGCGGAUGUUUAAGGAAUCGAUGCUGGGAGCACCCGGUAUCCAAGGGCUGAGAAGCGCAUCGCCGGGCUCGAAGGGCGAUCCGGGUGAAAAGGGUGACAUCGGCCUUGCCGGCCCAAAGGGCGAACAGGGCAGCAAAGGGGAACGGGGCGACCCGGGGCUCAUCGGUGCCAAGGGCGAAAGGGGUCACACAUCGAUAGGAGCACCGGGGCCAAAAGGAUCCGUUGGUCCACCGGGAGUGCCGGGCAUUCCCGGUCAAACGGGAUCGUCGGGAACGAAAGGAGACAAAGGUGGCAUCGGAGAUGUGGGCCCGGCAGGUCCUCCCGGUCCACCGGGAAUGGUGAUAUACUCGGAUGCGAAAAACUCCACCGGUGGCUCGGAUUGUCACUGCCAACCAGGGCCUCCGGGCGCACCAGGACCACGUGGGCCAACCGGCUUCGAUGGAACACCAGGACUGCCAGGAGAAACCGGUCUUCCAGGUCACCCAGGCCUACCCGGUGACAAAGGCGAUAAGGGAAGUGCCGGCCCGAAAGGCGAUAAAGGACCCGAAUUCAUCAUCAACGAAAAUGCCUCCUUCAACUCAUCCCGGUCCAGCAGAGGUGAGAAGGGCGAACGGGGGCCCCGCGGAAGGCGCGGAAAACCGGGCCCCAUCGGACCACCGGGCAGACCGGCCGGCCCGAGCGACAUGGGUACCAACUCGUGGUCGGGACGACCGGGAUCGAAAGGAGAUCAAGGACCAAAAGGAGACGUGGGGCCCCGCGGAGAAAAAGGCGAACGCGGCAGAGACGGAAUGGACGGCCGGCCCGGUCCACCGGGUCUUCCAGCGGCAUCCGGGGACAGCAUUCAGUACAUUCCAAUGCCGGGUCCCCCAGGGCCACCUGGUGCACCGGGAUCACCGGGCAUACCGGGAGUUUCCAUAGCCGGCUCGAAGGGCGAACCGGGCAUGGAUUCACGCAGCCCCUACUUCGGAGAUCCGAACUAUGCCGGACGAACAGGAAGCCGCUCAAGCUUAGACGAACUAAAGCAGCUUAGGGAACUGAAGCACCACAGGGAUCUAGAAGAUAGUACGCUCGGACCACCAGGACCUCCAGGGCCACCGGGUGCACCGGGGCGAGGCUACUAUCACGACAGCAGCGACGAAAUGCCGUCCAGCUACGGCACCAACGUACGAAUCGUACCGGGGGCAGUAACAUUCCAAAGCACCGAGGCAAUGUCGAAGAUGUCUUCUACGAGCCCAGUCGGAACGCUCGCCUACAUAAUUGACGAGGAAGCACUGCUGGUGCGGGUGAACAAAGGCUGGCAGUAUAUUGCGCUCGGCACACUGGUCCCGAUAGCGACACCAGCACCCCCAACGACCACCGUGAUACCGCCACCGCACCGGCCCGACCUGCAGGCCUCCAAUCUGAUCAACAACAUCCCCCAGCCAAUCGAAGGCCCAUCCUUCACAGCGUCUCCGGAAUACGAGUCGUGGUAUCCCCGAAUGCUGCGAAUGGGAGCGCUUAACGAACCGUACUCGGGCGAUAUCCAAGGCAUCCGCGGAGCCGAUUAUGCUUGCUACCGACAGGCGCGGCGGGCCGGCCUCCUGGGAACCUUCCGGGCGUUCCUGUCGUCGAGAAUAACCAAUCUGGAUACCAUCGUACGGAUAGCAGAUCGAGAGCUUCCCGUAGUGAACACCCGAGGCGAUGUGUUAUUCAACUCGUGGAAUAGUAUUUUCAACGGCCAGGGUGGCUACUUCCCGCAGACCCCGCGGAUAUACAGCUUCAGUGGGAAGAAUGUCCUCACCGACAUCAGCUGGCCCCAGAAGCUGGUGUGGCACGGUGCCAGCGCCCUCGGCGAGCGUGCAAUGGACACGUACUGCGAUGCGUGGCACACGGCCUCCCCUGACAAGGUCGGCAUGGCCAGCAGUUUGCUCGGCAAUAAAUUACUGGAUCAGGACCGGUACUCGUGCGAUAAUCGGUUCAUAGUGCUCUGCGUCGAGGCGCUACCCCAUGACCAGCGAAGGAAGCGGGACACUUUUAGUCAAACGUACGAAUUCACUAACGAGCAGGAGUACAGUCGCCAUCUUGCCGAAGUAUUGCAGAAAUCGUAAAAAAAACCUGCGUGAAAUCCCGCAACCGAGUCAAACACAAAGUAGUUACCCUUCCUUCCACAGCCACAAAAACCAUCAAGCGAACAAUAAGAAUACAAACAAUAGUUUAGAAAGACCCCACUAGGAAUCCAUCACAACGACAAGGACGAAGACGUGCAUAGACAAAAAUGCAACUCAAGGCUGCCAAAGUGAAGUGAUACUAAACCGGGCGGUGGUGCAUUCACAACCACCAUAAUCCGACAGACCCCGCACCGCAACGACACACACAUUCAGAACGAGAGGAUCAACACAAACGGAACGGACCUGGCCUACACCAGCACUUGUACCGCUGUGGCGAAGGAAAUCGGACGGAAAUAAAAUGGUUGAUUGUCAAAUUGACAUCGUUAUGUGGAGGUGUUCAGUAGGAAAGAUUUUUCUAUAGGUAUUUUUCAUGAACCACAGAAAUCGAAGUCAAUGCCAACAAUAUUAAAAAAAUAAAUAAACAAACAAAAUGAAAGCAAAACUGGACGAUAAAACUGUACACAAUAAUGAUGAUAAGGAAUGUAGUCAAAUUAUGGUUAUUAUUAAUGUUUCGCUCCUCGCUUGCAUGCCAGAAAAGUAAGAAAUUUUUCUAGGAGAAGUUCAAAAGUAUCGAAAUACGCUACGCCGAAUAGUAUUCCACAUGACAUAUUUAAAUAAAAAUCCAAAAACAUUGAGUGUUCGAUACUUUUGACCUUCCCCCCAUUCAGUGAUUGUAAAAAUGAAUCCUUCUGCAUUUAAAUAUAGUAAAAAAUGUUUUUCUUUUGUGCUCUUAUUUGAAUGCAAAAUGCGCGAAUGUGUGAACGAUGUAAUUGAGAGUUUUACAACUAGGAGAUAUGUGGAACUUUUAUUUAUUCUUCCAUCUCUUCCAAGAACAACCUAAACAAUUGAAACUCUACUCGUGUGUACACUGGUUAAAAAGUCUCUAGAUUUAAGUGGAGAAUUGUAUGUAGCAGACGGAGAGUUUUACUUUGUUAAGAAUUUUGAGAAAACCAAAAAAAUUAAUCAGUGUUGUGAGAUGGAAACCGAAAUAAAAAAUCUGUAACUAAGCAUUUCAGAACUUUCCACUAUUAAUGAAAUUUUUCGCUUAUGACAUGAAACUGCUAGGUUUUUCAAAAAGAUUCGAUGUCACUUGUUUUUUUCGAUUGUAGAUCACCAACGAAUGGCAUUUAAAAGUGAUUACAAUACACGUACUCCAUGAUGGAGGCACGCUUUCUGCAUGGAAAUACCUUCCACCGCUGUACAAAAUAAAAUAAAUGAACAUCCGCGUGAUGAACAAAAGUUCACCAGAUUUACAUGCUAGGCUCAUUUUAUGUAAAUUUUACAUUUUUCCACAAAAAAAAGCAGAAAAGCGCUUCCAUCUCCAUAACAGUUACUUAAUUUGCAUUGAAUGAUCAAAACUGUUACAAAAAAUAGACGACAGAUCAGUAGGCCAAUAAGAAAUUACCUGAUUGAUCACCGAGAAGAAAAGUGAACCUCUCACCUAAUUAGAACACAAAUGAUUCCAACAUAUUUCCUAUUUAUUUGGUGUAGAUUAUGUGUUUGCUAUCUUUGUUUAAGGAUGCUCCCUACGACCUAUAUCACAUGAUAUAGACAAUCUUGCUAUAAUACGUCAUACACCUACAUUAUUUCCAGUAAAAACUAGAUACUAGCAUGAUGAUAUUCUUUAUCAAGUUAUAUAGCUCAUAGUUUGGCCGAUACAUAAUAGUAUAGUCCUUUUGUUUGCAGUCUUUUUAAAGUUUAUUAACAUUUCAACAGUGUUUAAAACAUCCAUAUAGGACGCAUAAUCCACACCAAAAUAAAUAAUUAGUUUAUCAUGUUUCAUGCAACUGUUUUUUCAGUCAUGCCAUGAUGAAAAAACAAACCCGGUUGAGAGGUAACUUGGACUAAAAAUGUUUAACUGAAGAAAAUCAGUAACGGCUGACAUCAUGUAAUGGAAUGAUAUGAAUGCUCUUUAAUGUUAAAGGCGAUCGAGCUAAUUGUAACAAUAAGAAACAUUGUUUUUGUAAAUAAAAGAUCAAGAUCUACAUCUGGA